UGGAAAAACAUACUUUUCACUUCCGAGUCGGAAUCGGUUCCUCUUCUGAUUUUUGUUUUUUUUUUAAACCUCCUCUGCAAGUCUUUGUGCAAGUUUUGGACCCAGCAACGUCGACGCCGCAGCGUUUGGCUGCCGAACAUCAGGCCAUGGGGCUUAACUGGACCGCCAGCCGAGGCCGCGGGGCGACGGGCGCGCUUCGGCGCCGCUUGCUGCCGCUGCUGGUGGUGAGCUUGUCGGCGUGCGUGUGCGUGUGCCGAGCAUCCUCGUCGCCUCGGCAGCAGCAGCAGCAAGAGGAGGAGGAGGAGGACAGUGCCAUGGAGAACAUCGUCACGGAGAAGAAGGCUGAGGAGAGCCACCGGCAGGACAGCGCUGACCUGCUCAUCUUCAUCCUGCUCCUCACCCUUACCAUCCUUACGAUCUGGCUCUUCAAACACCGCCGGUUCCGCUUCUUGCACGAAACUGGACUAGCGAUGAUUUACGGUUUACUGGUGGGCGUGGUGCUGCGCUACGGCAUCCACGUCCCGCGCGACGUCAGCAACGUGACGCUGAGCUGCCACGUCAACGCCAGCCCCGCCACACUGCUCGUCCAAUCCCGCGGCAAGUUCUACGAGUACACGCUGAAGGGUGAGAUCAGCGCCAGUGAGGUGGACGACGUGCAGGACAACGAGAUGCUGCGCAAGGUGACGUUCGACCCCGAAGUCUUCUUUAACAUCCUCCUGCCGCCCAUCAUCUUCCACGCUGGGUACAGCCUGAAACGGAGACACUUUUUCCGGAAUAUGGGCUCCAUCCUGGCCUAUGCCUUUUUGGGGACAGUGGUUUCCUGUUUUGUCAUCGGUUUGUUGAUGUAUGGCUGUGUGACGCUGAUGAAGCAGAUGGGCCAACUCGGUGGAGAAUUCUUCUUCACGGACUGUCUGUUCUUCGGCGCCAUCGUGUCCGCCACCGACCCCGUGACGGUGCUGGCCAUCUUCAACGAGCUGCAGGUGGACGUGGACUUGUAUGCGCUGCUGUUCGGCGAGAGCGUGCUCAACGACGCCGUGGCCGUUGUUCUCUCCUCGUCCAUUGUGGCCUACCAGCCAGAGGGCGACAACAGCCACACUUUCGAGGUCGUGGCCCUGUUCAAGUCCUUCGGCAUGUUCCUCGGCAUUUUCAGCGGCUCCUUCGCUCUCGGCGUGGCCACUGGCAUCGUCACAGCGCUCGUGACCAAGUUCACUAAGUUGAGAGAUUUCCAGCUGCUGGAGACGGCCUUGUUCUUCCUCAUGUCAUGGAGCACCUUCCUAUUGGCUGAGGCGUGUGGCUUUACAGGUGUGGUGGCGGUGUUGUUCUGUGGAAUCACUCAGGCGCACUACACCUUCAACAACCUGUCUCCCGAGUCCCAGGACCGGACCAAGCAGCUGUUUGAGUUAUUGAACUUCCUGGCGGAGAACUUCAUCUUCUCCUACAUGGGUCUGACCCUCUUCACCUUCCAGAACCACAUCUUUAACCCCAUGUUCAUCGUCGGGGCAUUUCUGGCAGUAUUCCUGGGCCGAGCGGCCAACAUCUACCCCCUGUCCUUCCUCCUCAAUCUGGGCCGACACAACAAAAUACGAUCCAACUUCCAGCACAUGAUGAUGUUUGCGGGACUGCGGGGCGCCAUGACGUUCGCCCUGUCCAUUCGAGACACGGCCACGUACGCGCGGCAGAUGAUGUUCUCCACCACGCUGCUCGUGGUCUUCUUCACCGUGUGGUUCUUCGGCGGCGGCACUACGCAGAUGUUGUCGUGCCAGCGCAUACGGGUGGGAGUGGACUCUGAUCAAGACAACUCUAUGAGCGUCGGCGAAGGUCCCGAGCGACAAAGCACCAAACAGGAAAGCGCCUGGCUUUUCCGAAUCUGGUACAACUUUGACCACAACUACCUGAAGCCCAUCCUGACCCACAGCGGCCCUCCGCUCACAGCCACGCUGCCCGCCUGCUGCGGCCCCCUGGCUCGCUUCCUCACCAGCCCGCAGGCCUUCGAGAACGAAUGUCAGAUCAAGGACGACGACUCCGACCUCAUCCUGACCGACGGCGACGUCAACCUCAACUACGGCGACAUCACCGUCAGCACCGACGGCACGCGCACCCACGCGGCCGCGGUCGCCGACGACCCCGACCGGGAGCUGGCGUACGGCGAUCACGAGCUUGUGAUGAGGGGCACGCGCCUGGUGCUGCCCAUGGACGACUCAGAGCCGCCCUUCACAGACCCUCGCUGCCGCUUGUGAGGGCGCCGUGGCCCGCUUCCAUCUCGCUUGUCCCGCUACCUCAUCACGCCGCCAUCACUGUAAUGUCGUCCCAUUGAUUUGCCACUUUCAGUUCUGAGGGUCACCUCGUUGUAGCAUCGCACAGCAUGUGUUCUGUGUGGCGAGCCGUUUGAGUUUUACUAGUGUGCUGAAUUGUGCAUGAACUAGUACGCUUUUUGUCUUCACCGGUAAGACAAUUCAGUACACUAGUAGAACGACUGUCUAACUCGUGUCGCGGUUUGGUAUGCACAAAUACGCAGAUUUUUUUAUUUUUAUUUUUUAAUUUUUUUUUGGGGGGGGGCGGGUAAGCUAUCGUUUUGUUAUUUUGCGCUCAGGCCAAAGCCAUGUCUAAUGUAAAAAUAUGUCUGUGGUGCCAUCCUAGGGGCCAAGGAACAGUGUUGAAGUGAGGGGAGGGGCUUCAUUGACUUUAUCGCCAUCUCUUAAAAACUUAUGGAUGGCCGUCAGUUACUCGCAGAUUUUCACGAUUCGCGCCAGGGCCCGGUCCCGUUCCGCCGUGAAUAAGCAUACGAGUAGAUGGGCAAUUCAGUGCACUAGUAGGAUAUUGACUUAAAUGCUCAAACGGCUUGCCAUAGUUCUGACACUAUAGCAGCACCACUGUAACGUUGACGUGCAUUCUGACAAUUUUUCUCGGCUUGUUCUUUGGAGAUAGAUGGCGUUUAGUCGCGUUUGGGUUCUUCCGCCCGGAAUGUCGCCACUCGGCAGCACGUGCGCCGUCAAUCAAGUGCCUGGGAAGUGUAGUUUUCAAAGUGGUUGUAGUAUCGAGGGUCUGCCAGGAGGGGGCGUGAGGUAGCAUUUUGCUCAGCAUUCAGGGCCUUGACAUUGCCAGUGCGCAAAUUGGAUCCGAGCCGCUGACUGUGAACACUGUGCACGUGUGUGUGUUGGGGAGCGUUUUGACUGCGUUUGACAACCUUUUUCCAUUUCCUUCACUUAUCUCAGCUUUGUGCUGCUGCUUUUAUAUGCGCAAACCUCCACAGAGGUAAACAAUCCUAAUUUGUUUCUGUUUAGAAUUGCCCGCAGAUGCCGCAAGACAGCGGCAAGUCACUACUUUUGUCCAAGUGGAGCUCCUUUGAUUCACUUCAACAUAGUUCCUUGGCACCAAGCUGGUGGAAAAGUACCACUUUUGUCCAAAUGAAGCUCCUUUACUCACUUCAACAAAGUCUCUGGGCACGAAGAAACCACAAAAUGAUGAAAAAAAUUAAUAAUAAUUGUCAAAUAGAAGAAUCUGCGAAUCUCGAAUAGGGAGGGGAACAUUGUAGUUCCAUUUAUUAAAAAAAUAAUAAUAAUAAAUUUAAAAAAAAAAUGAAACUCAGAUAUUAUAGCAGUGUUUCCCAACCUUUACUGAGCCGAAGGCAUUUAUUAUUUUCGAAAAAUCUCACGUCACCAAACCAAAAAAAAAAAAAGUUAAAUCAUAAAAAGUAUCCAUACUGAAAUAAUGAGUGUUGCAUUUUGUUAUUCACAUAGAUGAAUAAUAAUAGCCAUCUGUUUCUUUAGUGCUUAUUUCUCGCUAGGGUAAGCAGGAGCGUAGCCCAGCUGACUUUGGGAGAGAGGCAGGUUACACACCCUAGACUGGUUGCCAGCCAAUCACAGGGCAGAUGAUUAUUAAUAAGUUAAUUUGCGCAAAUAUGUUAUUUCAAAAGUGUGUAUGCAAGUGGUAGCCCGUUCGCAUUGAUCAGUACUCAAGAAGUAGGUCUUAGUUUGGAAAAGUUUGGUGACCCCUGAUGUAAAUGACAUACAGAUGUGCCGCACUGGAGCUGAACACAAAAGGCCUUCAGUGGUUAUUUGUGAGCAGCAGCUGUCUAGCGCGGGCUGUUCUAACAGGAAGCGUUGAUAGGACGUCGCCAGGGCGACCGCCAUGUUGUCGUGGAGCCCAGUCAGAAAACAUGGUGCGCACCAGCCGCACUGUGUAUGUGUGUGUUGGCAAUGAUAUGGAGGUGGAAGGAAGGAAGAGGAUGGCCUUCCACUGUUAUCUUCUGCUGUGCAGGAACUCGAAAAUCAUUAGUUUUGUUGUUGUUUUGUUUCUAUUUUAUGGUCCCAAUGCUUCUCAACAACAUCCCCAGAAUAUAUAUAUUUUUUAAUUUUCUGACAUUCAUACUUUUAUUUUUUGUGUGUGUGUUCUCUGUCAUUGUUAUUUUGUUGCAGAAAGGACAUUAAGACCAAGAAAGAAACCUUAUAUUUGCACUCAUUUAUCUGUCACUUUGAUUGAUGUGUUAAAAGGUUGUGUGCAUGUGCAUGUACGUGUGUGUGGGUGAAGUGGGCGGUUGCCCUGAAUCAAAAAAGAAAGAAAAAAAAAAUGUCUGAAAUCUAAAUGUAAUGAAUGAUCAGUUAAGCUUGUCUAAUUGAUGUCAAAUAAAUAAAUUGUACAUUG
Messenger RNA from Phyllopteryx taeniolatus (common seadragon), 4641 nucleotides. RefSeq names its product solute carrier family 9 member A6a (gene slc9a6a). The transcript has 16 exons. Gene Ontology annotation, cellular component: recycling endosome; membrane. Gene Ontology annotation, biological process: regulation of pH; sodium ion transport; proton transmembrane transport. The record is from RefSeq and is a predicted model, not a curated record. Gene Ontology annotation, molecular function: sodium:proton antiporter activity. Lineage: Eukaryota; Metazoa; Chordata; Actinopteri; Syngnathiformes; Syngnathidae. The coding region runs from base 147 to 2237 and encodes 696 amino acids.